GAGGGAAAUGGAGCAGAAGGAGGUGCCGAGGAUGCGAAGGAGAGCAAGGACGAGGCGAUGGGGGAGGAGCCCGAGGAGAAAGAAGAGCCGAAGGAAGAGGGGAAGGUCGAGGACUCCAAGGAUGAACCUAUGGAGGAGGUCCACGUGGAGCUCACAGAGGAGGAGAAGAAGCUCUGGUUUCGCCGCAAGGAUGUCCCAGACCUGACAUCAAAGGAUAUGUCUUCGUCCUACGAGAAGUUCACACUCCCAUCUUCGGAGGAAGGCUGCGAUAAGGUGACCUUCCUGUGGUACAAGGAGGCGCAGUGUAAGGAGUACCUCCAGAAGUGGGUUCUGGAGCGAAAGAUGACGCAGCGAGUAGAGGGUCUGCAGCCAUCGGAUUGGUUCCGCCAGAAGCACAACGAGUGGAAUCGCAUGUUGGGCUCGUGGAAGAGAGCCCAUCAAGACUUCAAGGACCCAAGCCGAAGGAGAGCACUUCAGAUGGCGAAGAAGCGGAAAGAGCAGGCGCAGGCCAAGAAAAGCGAGGAGGGGAAGAAGACCGAGGAAGCCGCUGAGGAGAACGGUGGGCAACCAGAAGAGGGAGAAGCGGAGAAGGAGAAGCCGGAGGAGGGCGAGGAGAAGGCGGACAAG
Symbiodinium necroappetens is the source of this 627-nucleotide messenger RNA. The record is from the annotation of a GenBank genome assembly. NCBI's taxonomy places the organism in Eukaryota, Dinophyceae, Suessiales, Symbiodiniaceae.